AUGAAAGGAGAUUAUGACAGGUUAAGGUAUGACGCGUUUUUCCGAUAUGUGAGGGUGGCUCAGGCACUAAGUAUCAGUUUGUCCACUAUUACCAGAAUACAGCGCCGUUUAUCAUCUAAUGAUAAUGUCCUAACAUCACCUGGAAAGAAGAGACCCAGAAAAAAGUCUAAGACAACAUAA
Messenger RNA from Acanthoscelides obtectus, 180 nucleotides. The record is from the annotation of a GenBank genome assembly. Lineage: Eukaryota; Metazoa; Arthropoda; Insecta; Coleoptera; Chrysomelidae.